Toxotes jaculatrix (banded archerfish) is the source of this 1715-nucleotide messenger RNA. RefSeq lists its product as uncharacterized. The record is from RefSeq and is a predicted model, not a curated record. Gene Ontology annotation, cellular component: membrane. Bases 148 to 1140 code for a protein of 330 amino acids. The transcript has 4 exons. Gene Ontology annotation, molecular function: N-acetylgalactosaminide beta-1,3-galactosyltransferase activity. Lineage: Eukaryota; Metazoa; Chordata; Actinopteri; Toxotidae.
GUGGACUGACUGACGUUGGGUUUAGCUCCGCCUGGCUUUGAUUGUGAGGAGAUCUAAUCAGGGUUUUUAGUGGAAACAGCAGCGUGACACAGAGAGAAGGGGUCAGACACUGUGAGGGGCUCAUUCCUGACGAGGUACAUCGGAAGGAUGAGGAACGUCCGGUCUCAGUUAUUCUUCAGUUCUGGGCUGAUGAUGGGGUUUGUCUGCCUUCGCUUUCUGUUGGACUUGAACCUUUCAGCAGAGCAGGUGACAUAUUUUGAGAGGGACGUGAAGGAUGAUGACCAACACGGUUUACAGCAUGCACAUGCAAGUGAGAACAAGAGCUCAGCAGCAAAUUCUUCUCACCCAACAAGGAUCUUAUGUUGGAUCAUGACGGGACCCAAGAACCUGGAAUCCCGAACCAAGCACAUCAGGGAAACGUGGGCCAAGCGCUGCAACAAAGUGCUGUACAUGAGCUCCGUCAAGACCGACUUCCCCACUGUGGAGCUGAACGUGAGCGAGGGGAGGGACAACCUGUACUGGAAGACCAUUCGAGCUUUUCAGUACAUCCACCAGCACCAUCUGGAUGAAGCGGACUGGUUUCUAAAGGCGGAUGACGACACGUUCGUGGUCGUGGAGAAUCUUCGCUACACCUUGUCCAAAUAUGAUCCAGAGAAGCCGUUGUACCUGGGCAGAAGAUUUACUCCCUUCAUCAGUCAAGGUUACAUGAGUGGAGGAGCAGGUUAUGUCCUCAGUAAGGAAGCACUGAGAAGAUUUGUUAAAGGCUUCGACUCUGGGGAAUGUACCCACUUCUCCACUAUAGAGGACAUGGCUCUGGGGAAAUGUAUGGAGACAAUGAAGGUGGAGCCAGCCGACUCCAGAGACGUGAAGGGGAGACAAACAUUUCAUCCUUACCCGCCAGACCAUUACUUGGUCAGACAGCCCCCAAGACCGCGGCCCUGGUAUCUGAUUUAUGACCACUACACUCCAGUAGAGGGUCCAGGUUGCUGCUCAGAUUUUGUGGUGUCCUUUCAUUACAUUUACGCCGACCAGCUGUAUGUUUUGGAGUACCUGACGUACCACCUGCGGCCGUACGGAUACAAAUACAGAUUUAAUCCCAAUGAAAAGACUGAACUUGACGCCACAACUAAGUCCAUGUAAAAUGUGGACGUCUGCAUGACAACACUUGCACUAACUGGAGGAGAUGUUGAGGGUAUCGGCACAUUUCAGGGCCUAGCUUAAUUUAUUUACUGUAGUAUAUGAAAUCAUCUGUAACCAUAAUUUUUUAUAACUUUGUAACCUUGUCUGAUGUCAACUGUGAAAACUGUUCAUGAUGCCUGGGGGUGUGAGUGGGUCUGUUUUUACAAAGGGGUCACUUUGUGUGCAAUAAGAAAUGAAUGAAUUCCUUCGAUCUGUCUUAUUUUUGUGAAUUAUUACUCUGCAAACUUGCAUUUUACUUGAAGAAGGGUCUUUCUACCAUAAACAUCCAGACCACAGUGACAGAUGGGGUCCAUGGGGGGAAUAAUGAGGGGGUAUCUUUAGACAUGUAGCAGACAUCAAAAAAAAAAACAACAAAAAAACAAAAAAACCCCAAACUAACAUAUUUCAUAAAGUUGUAGUGAUCAAGGCCACUGAAAAUGGACCGUCUGUUAAAAGGAAGUGAUGCUGCGAUACCUGCUUCUCUAAAAUAUAUUAAAAAAAACAAAAAAACAUGGCUGCUAACAUUGGUAUUCAUA